CGUGAUUGGGAUAAUAUUUUACCAAAAGCUCGAAUAAUAUUUGCUUGUGGAAUCACGAUGAUAUCAACAAUAAACGCAUCUCGAGGCACCGGCAAUGAUUCUGUCAUAGGUUACUUGUUAAACAACACGUUAUCGGCACACGGUGCAUUCAUGGAGGCCGCUAACUCAGAAUAUCAAGCUACUGGCAAAAAUAUCGUUAUAAACGUAAGCGGGAAACGUUUUGAAACUUUUGAAGAGACAUUGGAACAAUUUCCAAACACUCUUCUCGGCUCUGCGUCGAAAAGAGCUGAGUUCUUCAACUCAAAUACAGGAGAGUAUUUCUUUGACAGACAUCGGGGAUCGUUUGCAGCAAUUUUGUAUUUUUAUCAAAGUCAUGGCUCGCUGAUAAGGCCUGAUUCUGUCCCUGUUCACGUAUUUUUCAAAGAAUGUGUGUUUUUUCAACUCCCAGAAGAGAUUGUGGAUGAAUUUCAAAUCGAAAGCGGUGUCUUAGACGAGGAGGAAGAGCGCCCCAUGCCAAAUAAUGCCAUUUGUAAAAUAAUCUGGGAAACUAUGGAAUAUCCUGAUACCUCAUUACUUGCUAAAACACUGGCCAUCCUCUCAGUUAUCAUUAUAUCAGCAUCGCUGGUUAUCUUCUGCCUGGAAACUAUGCCUGUCUUCAAUCCACCACCUCCAGAAUGCCCAGGGAAUCUAACAUCAUGCACAGAGCAGGAUGAAUAUGUCAAUCCUUAUGAACGUGUCUGGUUUGUCAUGAAUUGUGCAAUCAUUGGCUGGUUUACCGCGGAGUAUGUCAUUCGUCUGGCUGUGUGUCCAAAUAUCGCCAAGUUUCUUGUAGCCCCACUCAAUAUCAUUGACAUGUUAAGCAUUCUCCCAUUCUACGUCACGCUAGCACUUCAAGGUAUACCAGUACAUUGUGUAAUAUUGUUAAUAGUUGAUAAGGCCCGGCGUUCAAACCAGUCCAACACAUUGGUCCAACACCAUUCUGUAAUGUUGAAUUAGGUUUCACUUAAUUUCAAAUGUUCACCUGGCAUUGUUGAAUCGACAAUGUCGGACGAUGUUUCGAUGCGCCUUUGGUUUUGGUUACAAUGCGUCCAUUGCAGAAGUAGCUAAAGCUUCACUAAGCAAUAUCACGUAGCAGAUGGCGGCGAACCUGUAAUUAAGUAGAAGAGAAAGUUUUAUAGAAUAGUAUAGUUAAAUGUUUUGUUCCUGUCAAAGAUUUUGAAGUUGACUACCAUAUGCUUCCCCGUAACAUUAACUAGAAACCUGAGUUAAAAAUUGUUAAGUUUUUCAUAUGAGUGUUUAAUUAGUGUCAAUUAUUGUGAAUUCUGGUUUAUAUAUUUCUGUAUAUAUUAUUAUAUUAUUAUUCGUUGGUCAUAUUAAGGUCAUAAUUAAUAAUAACUAAUCGAUCACAACAACGUAUCAGGUCAGACAUCUUAAAGCCUGGUUCACACUAUAGCAAUGUUGUUGGCUAUUUUGUGUUUUUCACGAAAUGAGUGAGCUCGCACACAAAAGUAUAGAGCCGGUUUUCAGAAGUAAACAAUUCUACGUCUUUUGCGAGUCAUUCAUUCCAUCACAUUUGCCAGGAGGUGAAAAAUUUCCGACAGAAUUGCUAGUUUGAACCAGGCUUAAAUCAUGUUUUUUAGCGCAUUACAACCCUUUUAAUUGAAAAAACUAACUAUAUAGGAAAAUCAAUUAAGCAUAAUUCAAGAUCAGUGAACUCGAUGUUUUUAACAUUAAAAAUGCUAAAAAAUGUUAGGAACAAUGAAAUUACUGAUCUUGAAUUAUAUUUAAUUGAUUUUCCUAGUUAGUUUUUUCAAUUAAAAGGGUUGUAAUGCGCCUUAAAAACCAUCAUUCAAAAGGUUGAACUGUGCCUUUAAGUCGCAACUAGAUAUAGCUAGCUGGCUGGACUUAUCUAGAUUUCAAAGCGCGUUAAUUAAAAUCACUGAAUUCCGCAUCAAAUACCUGGCCUUGUAAUAUUACUAUCAUAUGUUCAAUAAAUGUUUUAUUAUUAUUUUUCAAGAUAUCGGAGGAAGCAUUGACGUGCUUCGUGUGGUUCGUGUAGUCCGCGUGUUUCGUGUGUUCAAACUGUCCCGCCAUUCACGUGGUCUGCAGAUCUUGGGGAAUACGUUACGUUCAUCAUUCAGUGAGCUUGUUAUGUUGGGCUUCUUCCUCUUCAUUGGUGUGAUGAUAUUUGGAAGUUGUAUUUACUAUGCUGAGCUUGGAGAGGGUAAGUCAUCAGUAUUAUAUAAUAUUAUACGCAUUUAAAAACAUUUUCAUGCAAUUACGGUGCUCCUGCAAAGUUGGCAGGGCUUGCCUUUCUCAGUGACUAUUCUUUCUUUGGAGUCUUGGAGAUCAACACUUAGCAUGUAUGACUAUUAUUUACCUUGUAAAUGUUGGGGAAAUGAUUCUUACACGAGAGCAGCACAUGGACAUUUUGGGAUAGUUUUAGUUUUCGAGUGUACUAAAUUCUUUUAGUUUACGUGAAGUCUAUACAAUUUACUGAAAAAUAUUGAUAAACUACUUGAGUUCUCAAUAUUCUUAGUUGCCUUGACGUCAUGGUAGCCAUGUUGGUGGAACGCUAACAUUUAUAUUUGGAGCGUAUUUUCCUCCUCCAUUGCUUUCAUAUUGUUGUUUUGUAAAUCCUAAGGGAUUGAUUGUAAACCACCAAUGAAAGGCAUUUGAGAGGGGGAUAAUAAAAUCACUAACAAACGAUUAUUUCCACUGCGAAACCUUUGUAAAGACAGGUUUACAGCAGAGUCCACAGAUACGCACUUGUAUAGCUAUAGUAUAUGCGCACUUUUUUAUGAUUCGGAAUCAGACGUUUCAGGAGCUGUCCACACUAGCGAUUUAGAACGAUCCGAAUAUCUGGCCAAGUGUGGACGUUCAACCGAAAAGCGAACUGAGACAGGUUCGAGGUCGAUCUAGACAUCCUCGAGAGGUGCAGGUUUCGAAUCGGCUCACGUUUUCUGUUUAGCAGCCAAGGACAUUUUCCCCCCACUUAUUCAGUAGCGAUUAUAAUGUCAAUUCGGUUAAUUCAUUCGAGUUUUUGUGCAAGUGUAGGAACCGGCCUCGGAUAACACCGCGAUCAAACAUCCGCGCGUAUUUACUGCUUGUAUUCAAAAGACUGGAAAUAGAAUUGUCUUCACGAAGCUCUAGCAAAAGGUUUAAAAAUAAUUAUGAUGGUUUAAACUGAGUUUAACAAUCGUCUUGUCACAAGGAAAAAGCUGUGAAAUUCUCUGCCUUAUAGUUUAAUGCUGUUUCCUUAUGUAAUAAACGCUUUUCCCGUACUUACUCCUAUCAUUUUGGCGGACAUUUUCCCCGCCAUUUCCGUAUAGUUGCCCAUGGGCUCUAUAUUAUUAUAACGUUUGACCGCGAUGUUGCCUCGGAUCGGCUUGAGAUCGUUCAAAUUUCAAGACUAAUUUCAAAAUGGAUGUAAAUUUAUUUGAAAGUAGGUCAUAUACUGUUUGUCAGUUCUAUGCCAAUCUUAUAGGGUCGCCUGAACCCACAAUGACGCCAACGCAAAAAUAUGAAGCCACAAUGACAUCAACGAAAAAUAUAAGUGUUUAGCGGAGUUCUCGCUCCAAUUUGCAUACACACUUAUGCAUGCGAAAAUUCCAGUUCAUGUAUAGUUUGAAUUGCCAUGUCUUGCCCAAGGUCUCGAUUUAGAGGAUGCGGUAAGAUGGCAGUCGUCAGUAUAAAUGCUGCUGUUCAGAGCUGAAAAUGCCCUUGUGGGGAGGUCUCUAUUUCUAUUUUCACCACAAUGACGCCACUUUUAAACCGCACUAUAGCAGUCUUCAACAUUCGAAAAAUAAAUACCGGCCAAAUUAAAUCACCUUUCUACUGAAUAUUUAACUCGCUCAAUAUACUGCAUGUAGUUUUCACGGACAUGCAUAGUCCUUUAAAGGCGUUCUGCUGCAUUCAACUCGCUUAGUAGUACUGCGCGGCUACAAAUAGUAUACAGCUGGUUGAAUUAAAGUUGUCACAAGCAAUAGCCAUUAGCUGGGCCCAAAAUGUAUAAAAAGCGAAAAGCUGGUGCUCAGCAUAUCUACAUAUUACUGACAACUGAGUAAAGGAUUGUUAAAUCGCCUGGGACAGCUGUAGGUUGUUCAAAAACCAAUUGGUUUAACCCUGCAUGGGUUAACUUAAAAUUCAAAGCAUGCAAACCUCUCAACAGCUUUUAUCCUUUGGAAAUAUUUAUUUAGAAAUAAGACCUGGAAUCAGCAUCUAUAAAUGAUAAAUUGUAAAUGUAUUAUAAAUUCUAUACUUCAAUCUUCUUUACUUGUAAAUAUUACACGGCAGAAUUAUAAUUACUGUUUCACCGAAGAUCCCAACAAUAGAUAAAUCUGUCAACAAUAGAUAAAUUUGGUUAACGUUGUUUACAUAUAUUGGUUGCUACCCAAUUCACAGCUUUAGAUAACUUACAUGCCUAGUUACUAUUGUUCUAGUUUACAGAAGCACAGAAUAGGACAAAGCCAAAGGUAACUAAGCGUUAGAAUUAUGUAAAAUUAUUCACUCAAGAAGAUAAUUCUAAAGCCUAGUUACCUUUCUUCCACUCUAUAUUUCUGUAAACUAGAACACUAUAGUUAACGAGGCAUGUGAGUGAUCUAAUGUUGUGAGUUAGUUAGAAACAAACGUUAUCCAAAUUUUGAACUGUUUUUGCCAGUGUAGCUGGUGCCAAUAAAAUGAACAAGCUUUCGUUGGUAUAUAUAGGGAUGCAACUACCUGAAAAUAUAAGAGAAGAAUUUCGAGGGAAGGCUCUGAUGUAUUUCCACGCCGGUAGUUAUCCAAAUUUGUCUAUUGAACGUGUCUGCAAUUCAUUUUUUCCUUAUUUUGGACAAAUAAAAGCGAUAUGAACAGAGCAAUCUUACAAACCGAAAUAUUCCUGUAGCAAGUAAAAACUAUCGAUAAAAACAGUCUAAUAUCUAAUAAUAAGUUUCGUCCUUAUAUGACCUAUACUUAAUAAUGCAUAUUGAAGAUAUUAUUGAUAAUUUUGAAUAAUUUACAUUCAUAAUUAUUAUUUCAACAGGUUAUAGAUUUGCAAAUAUUCUUUUAUGUUGCUAUAUAUAACCUAACCUGCUCAGUAAUGGUGUAUUAAAUAAUUUAUGACAAAUCACAUGCAUACAUAAUUGUUAACAGUAAUAUUUUCCUCCACAGACUCUGGAUUUGAUAGUAUUCCUCAUUCCUUCUGGUGGGCUAUUGUUACUAUGACAACCGUAGGAUAUGGUGAUGUCUAUCCGACUACGUUCUUUGGGAAGGUUACUGGUGGUUUUUGUGUCAUUGCGGGUAAGUCUGAAUUGUAUUUGCGUCAGCUAUAUUCUGGUAUAUGUAUACUGUAUAUGCAUAAUAAUUAUACCUGUCUUGCUAUUCAAAAAACAUUAAAAAUAUAUAUAUUUCGGAACUUUGAUGUAUUGAGUUUUCCAAGUUUGUGGAAAUAAACGGUAUAUUUAUCGAGAUAAAAUACAUUUUUGAGUUUUGUCCCAUGUUGGAUAACUUGAACUUCUCAUCCUAUACAUGGCGGCCUAAAAUAAAAUACGGUUAAUAACUGUAACAAGACGCCAUUCUUCCAAAAGCUUAAAGUAGACAAAUUACAAACCAUUUUCUUUCAUCGCGAAAACUUUGAUUUGCUUGGCAAAAUCGCUAAAAAACACUAGGGUCUCUAUCCCUUCAACUAACUUCCAGUUGAAGGGCUUUUGAACGUGGACGUUGUUGUCAUAUUAAUUUCGUGUAGUUUAAUGUACCAUUUAAAGAAACCCAUUUGGUUUAGAAAGUAAAUAAAUAUCCGUUUCUGCUUCAGGUGUCCUAAGUAUUGCCUUGCCAGUGCCUGUCGUUGUUUCAAACUUCGAGCAAUUCUACCAGAAGGAAUUGAACCGCAGACGCCAAGAAAAAGAUAAAAAAGACGAAGAAAAGAAAAAGGAAGAAGAAAGGAAGAGACUAGAACAACUUGGUCUAACCGAGGGGACUGAAGAAGACGAAACAUCAGGAAUGUUAGGAAAUGGCGAGAAGAGCCGACCUAACCCCACCAAUGUUUAGCAAUAAAAUGGACAAUUUUUGUAUUUUCAGCCUACAAAAAUCCAACGAUUUCGUGUAUGAAAUAUUUACUUCCCGACGCCUUUGCUGAGAAAUAUCGCUCUUUCGCAAUAACUUGUUGCUUUUUACUUGCAUACGAGAAGGAUUAUUAUGUUUAUUUAUUCAUAUCUCUGAACAUGUUUGCGUAAGUAAGAAGGAUAUUAAGACGAAUUUCCGCUUUGCAAGGCAGCCGCACAAAUUUGAGCACAUGUGUUGGUAAAGAUUAUAAAUGACUUAAUUUAAUACAACAUAUGGUAUGAUUAAGUCCCGGUCAAACAAAAAUAAAAGUUGUGAGUCACAUUUUAUGCUCUAUACAUUGACAGAAUAAAGGUUUGGUUAGUGUUCACACUAUGUUUUAACUUAAAUAAAAUACAUGAUAUAGUGUUGGGAAAGCAUUAAGAACAGCAAACUCUCAUGCACUAUCAUCGUCGUUUGAUCCGGACUUAAAAUAUGGAACACAAAGCACGUCUUCUUCAAUAUAACAACGUUUAAUAUUCACAUACUCAAAUGCAUACUACAGUAAUAAAUAAAAAAUUAGCACUUUGAGUAGUUAUCAGUGGACAUAUAUUAGCUAGCUGGUGGUGUACGUUUAUGCUGGUCGCAAAACUAAUCAGUUGUUCAUAAAUCUAUUCACAAUUAUUCUUGUCCUUGAUAUAAUUUAUUAGUAAACUUUAAUUAGUUCAAAUAUAUUCAUAAUAAACUGUACAUUGUAAAUAGUAAAUAUUGGUUCCACAAAAAAUUUUGUAUAUUUUAAUCGACCCAAUAGACAUAAUAAGUUAAUGUGAUCUUUGUAAUUGAAUGUUAAUACUAAAUUAAAUUAAUUAAGUUUCCC
Paramuricea clavata is the source of this 6895-nucleotide messenger RNA. The record is from the annotation of a GenBank genome assembly. Lineage: Eukaryota; Metazoa; Cnidaria; Anthozoa; Malacalcyonacea; Plexauridae.